This is a messenger RNA of Engraulis encrasicolus (European anchovy), 3150 nucleotides long. RefSeq names its product proline and serine rich 1 (gene proser1). The record is from RefSeq and is a predicted model, not a curated record. Bases 512 to 3133 code for a protein of 873 amino acids. NCBI's taxonomy places the organism in Eukaryota, Metazoa, Chordata, Actinopteri, Clupeiformes, Engraulidae. The transcript has 12 exons.
AAUGAAUCUAGCCAGCUAGCUAACAAUAGAAGUCAUGCCAGUAAGAAGUCUAUAAACUGCGAAGAAAGGAAACAUACCUUUUCCAUUCUAAAGUGUCGGAGACUUUACAGCAGGAGCAAGUUUACUGGAUGUGUUGGACCUUAGCUCGGAGUCCUGGUUGAUUUCUAUUUUAAAGGGACAAUUAACGGGGGUCUUGUUAGCUCGAAAGCCAGGACUGGCUAGCUGUCGGUUCACUCAUGCAAGAACCAAUAAGGAAUCGUACAACCAAAUAUCGGUUGUUUUGAACUAUUGAAUACGAAGGUGGAUAAAACUGUUUCUUGAAAGCACUGUUAGAACCAACAGUGGCUCAUACGAUAUGACUGUAGGCCUACUGUCAAUUGUCUACAUCAGCAAAUGUUACUGCUGAUACCAGUUUCAAGUUGCUUGGUAGCUAGCUGGCUACCAGUCUGUAUGUAUUAAGUUGGGAUUCUGCAACAUAUUUUGUUAAUAUAUGCAAUAUUGAACAUCAAACAUGGAUAAAAAGUCAUUCGACAUAGUAUUGGAUGAAAUUCGAAAGUGUGUUUUGACAGAUCAACGAGUAAAAGCGAUAGAACAGGUGCACGGUUACUUCUCCAGUGAACAGGUGAUUGAUAUCCUGAAGUAUUUCUCAUGGGCCGAACCACAGAUCAAAGCGGUGAAGGCUUUACAGCACAAAAUGGUAGCAGUCCCUACUACGAAAGUGGCCAACAUACUCAACUGCUUUACAUUCACCAAGGAUAAACUAGUAGUUUUGGAACUCCUAGCAUUAAACAUAAGUGAUGCUCAGAACUAUCGGCCAGUGGAGGACUUGUUUCGCACUCACCUGUCGGAGAAGAAGCGUGCUCGGAGAAUCCUGGAGCAGGUGUGUAAGGUGGGAUGCAAGGCUCCAGUGGCCAUGAUCUCGUCGUGUGGGGUGAUCCCAGGAAACCCCUACCCCAAGGGCCGCCCCAGCCAGGUCACCGGCAGCUUCCCGAAAGCACCGUUGCCUAUGCCGACCAAUAACAACCCUGCUACUGCCACCCCCGCUGCCACCCCCAAUGCCGCCAAGAAGGAGACGGAGGAGAGCAGCAAUGAGCCUAAAGGCAUUGCUGCCAGGAUACUUGGGCCUUUUAAACCGUCUCCGUCUUCAUACAACCCCCACCGGCCUGUGCCCUAUCCGAUACCCCCCUGCAGAGUCCAUGCUACUAUCGCUCCCAGUGCGUACAACAAUGCACGGCCUGGUUCAAAGGGUGGGGUCAUCACUUCAAGAGUACUCUCUUCACCCUAUAGUGCCACACCCUCCUCAGGCUACUCGCGAGCCUCCAGUCAGCAGUCCUCCAGCGUGACCACCACCACCACUGCCUCUCCUCACACCCCCACCCCCACCUCCUCGACCCCAGCCGCUGCCGCCUCCUCCUCCUCCUCUACAACCCCUGCUCCCACCACUCCCAUCACCCCCAUCUUCCCUGGCAUGGUCCCCUCCCAGCACCGCGUCGCCCAGUCCCCCACCCCGGCCCCUGCGCCCUCCCCUUCCUCCGUCAUCAAGGGUCCGCCCAUGUCCCCUCACCUGCCCUCCACCCCCGGCGCUGGCUCUCACCCCCCGGCCUCGCCUUUCUCCGGCGCUCCCCCCGGCGGCAUGGUGGUCAACAACAAGUCCCACACCCCCACCCCGAGCGGAACCCCGGGCCCUCCCGGAAGCUUCUCACCGUCUCCGUUCCAGGGUCGGACGUCCCGCGCGGGGACCCCGCUGGCCGGACCCCCACCCACCACCCCGACCCUGACGCCCAGGGGGGGCGCUGGCUCCAACCCCUCUGCGGACCCCUCUGCCAUGAUGGGCGGUGGCGGUGGGAAGUCCUACCCCUCUCCUGUGGACGCCGGCAUGAUGGGCCCCUCUUACCCAGGCGGCGGCGGCCAGCCUGGAGCUAACCACUCUGUCAUCCGUAGCUACACCCCCACAGGCCUCCCUGACCGCUCCACGCCCCUCCACAUGCCUCACGGAGGCCCUGGCAGCGCCCCGCCCACCCACAGCCCAAAACCCUCCUCGCAGCAGCAGGCCGCGGCGGCGGCGGCGCUGGGUCCCGGUGCCAUGGCGGCGUUCUUCGGCAGCGGCGAUCAGCAGCACCCGUCCGCUCUGCCCCACCAGCGUGGCAGCAGUGGCGGCAGCAGCCCCAUCCCCUCCGCCUUCAAGGGUCCCUCGUCCCGCUCGGGCACCCCUUCCCUCAGCUCGCUGGCCAUGCCCAUGUCCAACUCUGCCGCCCUGGCGCGCUCCCUGGGCCUCCCGGGGCACCACCCUGUUGCCACCAGCUCUCCGCAGUCCUCCGUGCCCAGCUCUGCCAUGGUGCCAGGCCUGUCCGCCAUGCACUCCGCCCUGGCGGCCAGCCAGCAGGCAGCCGGCGCCAGUCCCGUCCCCCAGCCAUCGCACCACUUCCCCGGGCUGCCUUCCUACCCGUCCGGCCUGUCCUCCUCUUCUCCUUUCCCGGCCGUGCCCUCCUCCAUCCCCUCCUCCGCGGGGCACCCUAUGCCCUCUUCCUCUGUCUACUCAGGCCUUCCCCCUUCGGCCGCUCAGGCUGCGGCUGCUGCUGCGGCCGCCGGCUCGCCGUUCGGCCUGGGCCUCACCACGGCCCCCUCCAUCUUCUCCGGGCUGCCGCCGGGCCACAGCCCCCAGGCCUUCUCUGGGUUCGGGGCCUCGGGCCCCCAGGGGGUGGGAAGCCCCGUGCUGUCGUCGCUCAUGGGGUCGUCCGUGGCGACGGUGGCUCCGCUCCAGGCCGCGGCGGUGGCGGCGGCGGGGGUGCCCAGUACGUCGCCCGUGCUGCCGGGCUUCGCCUCCGCGUUCAGCUCCAACUACAACCCUGCACUGGUGGGGCAGCCCGGCCUGACUAGUGGCCUCCAGGCCCCUGGGGGGGGCUCUUUCCCAGGCCUGCUGUCCUUUCCUGGCAUGGGCGGCUUCUCCCCGAGCCCCUCGCAAGCCGCCCUCGCCGGACUGCACAACCCCAUGCAGUCCGCACUCCUACAGGCCCACUCUGCGUCCCCUCUGGAGAGCUACCCUCCGCAACCCAACGGCUUUGGCAACUACCCCCCCGCCCCCGGCACACCCUUCCCUCUGCAGCCGGGCCUACACCCCCAGCUGUGGCAGUGAGGCCCCCACUCACCCAC